Messenger RNA from Archocentrus centrarchus (flier cichlid), 515 nucleotides. RefSeq names its product inner ear-specific collagen-like. The transcript has 9 exons. The coding region runs from base 87 to 515 and encodes 142 amino acids. NCBI's taxonomy places the organism in Eukaryota, Metazoa, Chordata, Actinopteri, Cichliformes, Cichlidae. The record is from RefSeq and is a predicted model, not a curated record.
CCGCCAGCAAAGGAAGCAGGCGGUCAGUGUGGAAAUGUGAAGUCUUCAUUCCUCCCCCUCUCCCACCACCUUUGUUCCCUCCAAUCAUGCGGAAAGCAGAGUUAAUGGUUGAUGUAACAGAACACAUCAGAGGUCCUAAAGGAGAAAAAGGUUGUAGGGGACCCAGAGGACCAAAGGGUCAGCCUGGUGUGAUUGGUCUAGAGGGAGAAUGUGGAGUGCAAGGAGCCAUGGGACAGCCAGGUCAAAAGGGAGAGAAGGGUGACAGAGGCUGGAGGGGCCUGUAUGGAGACAUAGGAACUCCUGGGAUGAUAAAGGGCAGUAAAGGGCAUAAGGGACUUAGUGGUGAUAAAGGUGUCAAAGGAAAGAGAGGCCUCGGGGGAGAGAAGGGGGAGCACGGCAUCCCCGGAAUGCCAGGAGAGAAGGGUGACCCAGGCCAAUGGGGCGACUCAGGGAAGAGGGGGAAGGAGGGACCCAGAGGAAAGCCUGGGGGCAGGGGGAGCAUGGUAGGCACAUAG